Messenger RNA from Pan troglodytes (chimpanzee), 2049 nucleotides. RefSeq names its product dynein 2 intermediate chain 2 (gene DYNC2I2). The record is from RefSeq and is a predicted model, not a curated record. Gene Ontology annotation, biological process: intraciliary transport. Gene Ontology annotation, cellular component: cytoplasmic dynein complex; ciliary plasm. Gene Ontology annotation, molecular function: dynein light chain binding; dynein heavy chain binding. NCBI's taxonomy places the organism in Eukaryota, Metazoa, Chordata, Mammalia, Primates, Hominidae. The transcript has 11 exons. Bases 355 to 1965 code for a protein of 536 amino acids.
AGGCUGAAGGGGAGGAGGAGGAAGCUGGAAGCCAAGAUGAGGAGGUGGCAGAGAUUCAGGCCAGAGUUGUGGGCCGCCGUCAGCAGCAAGAACAGAGAGAGAGGUGGACAGAUCUGAGAGAUACUGAGAGACGGGGCUCUCACUAUGUUACUCAGGCUGGUUUCGAACUCCUGGCUUCAAGCGAUCCUCCUGCCUUGGCCUCUCAAAGUACCGGGAUUACAGGUCUUGCAGGAGGCGCUGCGACCAAUUCAAACAUGGCGCUGUCAGCCUCACGCUCCCCGUUUUCCGCUCAUGGCGGCGUAGGGGCGGAGGUCGCGCCUGGGUGCGUCCGCACGAGAGGGCGGAACCGUCUCCAUGGCAACCCGCGCGCAGCCGGGGCCACGCAGCCAGGCGGGAAGCGCUGGUGUUGCAGCGCUGGCGACAGUCGGGGUUGCGAGCGGCCCGGGGCCGGGGCGGCCAGGGCCGCUGCAGGACGAGACCCUGGGUGUGGCGUCCGUGCCCUCGCAGUGGAGGGCCGUCCAGGGCAUCCGCGGGGAGACGAAAAGUUGCCAGACGGCCAGCAUUGCCACUGCCAACGCAUCUGCCCAGGCCAGGAAUCAUGUGGACGCCCAGGUGCAGACGGAGGCCCCCGUGCCUGUCAGCGUGCAGCCCCCGUCCCAGUACGACAUACCCCAGCUCGCAGCCUUUCUUCGGAGAGUGGAGGCCAUGGUCAUCCGAGAGCUGAACAAGAAUUGGCAGAGCCACGCGUUUGAUGGCUUCGAGGUGAACUGGACCGAGCAGCAGCAGAUGGUGUCUUGUCUGUAUACCCUGGGCUACCCGCCAGCCCAAGCGCAGGGUCUGCAUGUGACCAGCAUCUCCUGGAACUCCACUGGCUCUGUGGUGGCCUGUGCCUACGGCCGGCUGGACCAUGGGGACUGGAGCACGCUUAAGUCCUUUGUGUGUGCCUGGAACCUGGACCGGCGAGACCUGCAUCCCCAGCAGCCGUCGGCCGUGGUGGAGGUCCCCAGCGCUGUCCUGUGUCUGGCCUUCCACCCCAUGCAGCCCUCCCACGUCGCAGGAGGGCUGUACAGUGGUGAGGUGUUGGUGUGGGACCUGAGCCGUCUUGAGGACCCGCUGCUGUGGCGCACAGGCCUGACGGAUGACACCCACACAGACCCUGUGUCCCAGGUGGUGUGGCUGCCCGAGCCUGGGCACAGCCACCGCUUCCAGGUGCUGAGUGUGGCCACCGACGGGAAGGUGCUACUCUGGCAGGGCAUUGGGGCAGGCCAGCUGCAGCUCACAGAGGGCUUCGCCCUGGUCAUGCAGCAGCUGCCACGGAGCACCAAGCUCAAGAAGCAUCCCCGCGGGGAGACCGAGGUGGGCGCCACGGCAGUGGCCUUCUCCAGCUUUGACCCUAGGCUGUUCAUUCUGGGCACGGAAGGUGGCUUCCCGCUCAAGUGUUCCCUGGCAGCUGGAGAGGCAGCCCUCACGCGGAUGCCCAGCUCCGUGCCCCUGCGGGCCCCAGCACAGUUUACCUUCUCCCCCCACGGCGGUCCCAUCUACUCUGUGAGCUGUUCCCCCUUCCACAGGAAUCUCUUCCUGAGCGCUGGGACUGACGGGCAUGUCCACCUGUACUCCAUGCUGCAGGCCCCUCCCUUGACUUCGCUGCAGCUCUCCCUCAAGUAUCUGUUUGCUGUGCGCUGGUCCCCAGUGCGGCCCUUGGUUUUUGCAGCUGCCUCUGGGAAAGGUGACGUGCAGCUGUUUGAUCUCCAGAAAAGCUCCCAGAAACCCACAGUUUUGAUCAAGCAAACCCAGGAUGAAAGCCCUGUCUACUGUCUGGAGUUCAACAGCCAGCAGACUCAGCUCUUGGCUGCGGGUGAUGCCCAGGGCACAGUGAAGGUGUGGCAGCUGAGCACAGAGUUCACGGAACAAGGGCCCCGGGAAGCUGAGGACCUGGACUGCCUGGCAGCAGAGGUGGCGACCUGAGGGGUCCCGGGAGGCGGGUGCAAGCCUUCGCUGUGCCGAGCCUUGUGUUUCUGACGCAAGCCCAAUGAAGAAAAGCAAAGCUUU